AUGAAUACAGAUAGCGGUGGGUGUGCUCGCAAACGUGCUGCCAUGUCUGUUACGUUAACAUCUGUGAAGAGAGUUCAAAGUUCUCCAAACCUAUUGGCUGCAGGGCAUGAUUCUCAGUCACCAGACCCAGCUUGGAGAUCUUACAAUGAUCGAAAUCAAGACACACUGAACGGAGAUGCUACAUAUUCCUCUCUUGCAGCAAAAGGUUUUAGAAGUGUUCGACCAAACCUACAAGAAAAAAAAUCACCAACUCAGAGCCAGAUCACAGUGAAUGGAAACUCUGGAGGUGCUGUGAGCCCCAUGAGUUACUACCAAAGGCCGUUUUCCCCUUCAGCCUACUCUCUGCCAGCCUCACUCAACUCAAGCAUGAUCAUGCAGCAUGGCAGAUCCCUUGAUUCCCCAGAGACAUAUUCGCAGCAUGCACAGUCUCUGGAUGGCACCACCAGCAGCUCAAUGCCGCUGUACAGAUCCUCAGAGGAAGAGAAGAGAGUGACGGUCAUCAAAGCCCCGCAUUACCCGGGCAUUGGGCCCGUGGAUGAAUCUGGAAUCCCCACAGCAAUUAGAACGACAGUUGACCGACCAAAGGACUGGUACAAGACAAUGUUUAAGCAGAUUCACAUGGUGCACAAGCCAGAUGAUGACACAGACAUGUAUAAUACUCCUUAUACAUAUAAUGCAGGUCUGUACAACCCACCCUAUAGUGCUCAGUCACACCCUGCUGCAAAGACCCAGACCUACAGACCUCUUUCCAAAAGCCACUCUGACAAUGGCACCGGUGCCUUUAAGGACACAUCCUCCCCGGUGCCUCCACAUGUUCCACCUCCAGUCCCACCGCUUCGACCAAGAGAUUGGUCUUCAACGGAAAAGCAUGACUGGGAUCCUCCAGACAGAAAAGUGGACACAAGAAAAUUUCGAUCUGAGCCAAGGAGUAUUUUUGAAUAUGAACCUGGGAAGUCAUCAAUUCUGCAGCAUGAAAGACCACCCCCUCCCCCAACAACACCUGUUCCAAGAGAACCCGGCCGGAAGCCUCUCUCUCUGUCACCCUACGGAGAAGUCACUGGUAGCCCCUCCCCGCCGCCCAGGAGUGGCAUCCCCGCGCCGAGCUGGCGCGCCCCGGCUGUCUCUCCCGUCCGGACUGAUCGCAUAAAUCCAGAUGACAUAGAUUUAGAAAAUGAGCCCUGGUAUAAAUUCUUUUCAGAACUGGAGUUUGGACGCCCGCCUCCUAAAAAGGCUCUGGACUAUGUGCAAGAUCAGUCUUCUGGUGUUCCCAAUGAGGCCUCCCUGUAUCAGUCCUCUAUAGACAGAAGCCUGGAAAGACCGAGUAGUUCUGCAAGCAUGGCCAGUGACUUUAGGAAGCGGAGGAAGAGUGAGCCUGCAGUGGGUCCGCCCAGGAGUUUGGGGGAUCAAAGUGUAAGCAGGACUAGCCCAGGCCGAGCAGACCUCCCAGGAUCAAGCACCACCCUUGCAAAGUCUUUCAUUAGUUCCUCCCCUUCUUCCCCAUCGAGAGCAAAAGGUGGGGAUGAUAGCAAAAUGUGUCAGUCCCUUUGCAGUUACUCAGGGCUCAACGGCAACCCUUCCAGUGAGUUAGAUUGCUGUAGCACUUAUAGACAGCAUUUGGACGUCCCCCGGGACUCACAGAGGGCCAUUACUUUCAAGAACGGCUGGCAAAUGGCCCGGCAAAAUGCAGAGAUCUGGAGCAGCACUGAAGAAACAGUUUCCCCCAAAAUCAAAUCCCGUAGCUGUGAUGAUCUCCUCAAUGACGACUGCGAUAGCUUACCUGACCCACAAACCAAGUCAGAAAGUAUGGGCUCCCUGUUAUGUGAAGAGGACUCCAAAGACAGCUGCCCCAUAACGUGGGCUUCCCCCUACAUCCAGGAGGUUCGCAGCAAUGGCAGAUCAAGGAUCAGACACAGGGCCCACAAUGCCCCAGGGUUCCUAAAAAUGUACAAGAAAAUGCACCACAUUAACCGCAAGGAUCUGAUGAAUUCAGAGGUGAUUUGCUCUGUAAAGUCGAGAAUACUGCAGUAUGAAAAAGAGCAGCGGCACAAGCGCCUGCUUCACGGGUGCAGCCAGUCCUCCACGGAGGAGGUGCCCAGGGACAUGGUCCCCACCCGCAUUUCUGAAUUUGAAAAGUUGAUUCAAAAGUCCAAAUCCAUGCCAAAUUUAGGAGAUGAAAUGCUAUCUCCCAUAACUCUAGAACCACAACAAAAUGGUUUAUGUCCCAAGAGGCGAUUUUCCAUUGAGUCUUUGCUGGAGGAGGAAAAUCAAAGCAGACAUCCUUCUCAGGUACAAAGAAGCUGCACGUCUAAAACCCUGGUGCCAAUUCAAAUUGAGGUCACCAGCGAAGAGCAACCGAGAACUCAUAUGGAAUUUUCCGACAGUGACCAAGAUGGAGUUGUGUCUGACCACAGUGACUACAUUCAUGUGGAAGGGUCAUCCUUUUGCAGUGAAAGUGAUUUUGAUCACUUUUCUUUCACAUCUUCUGAAAGCUUUUAUGGAUCCAGCCACCAUCACCACCACCAUCACCACCACCACCACCACCGGCACCUCAUCAGUUCCUGCAAAGGCAGAUGCCCUGCCUCCUACACUCGAUUUACCACGAUGUUGAAACAUGAAAGAGCAAAACAUGAAAAUCUUGAAGAGCCCAGAAGGCAAGAAAUGGACCCUGGCCUUUCCAAACUUGCAUUUCUAGUCAGUCCUGUGCCUUUCCGGAGGAAAAAAAAUUCAACUCCCAAAAAACAGACUGAAAAGGCAAAAUGUAAAACAUCUGUAUUUGAGGCCCUGGACUCUGCCCUCAAAGAUAUUUGUGACCAAAUUAAAGCUGAAAAGAGAAGGGGAAGUUUGCCAGACAACAGUAUAUUGCACCGUCUUAUCAGUGAACUGCUGCCAGAUAUUCCUGAAAGGCAUUCAUCCCUUAAUGCUGUAAAAAGGAGCCCCAUGCACCAGCCUUUCCACCCACUGCCUCAAGACGGUGCUAUUCAUUGCCCAUUGUACCAGAACGAAUGUGGGAGAAUGCCUCACAGUGCCUCCUCCCAGGACGUGGCCACAACCAACGACAACUACCACCACCAAGACCAUGAUAGUGCACUGACUCUCCAAGACCAUGAGUCCCCUAGAAGUUACUCAUCCACUUUGACUGACUUGGGGAGAAGCAUACCAAGGGAAAGAAGAGGAACUCCAGAAAAAGAGAAAUUGCCUGCAAAAGCUGUGUACGAUUUUAAGGCUCAGACAUCUAAGGAGCUGUCAUUUAAGAAAGGAGAUACUGUCUAUAUCCUCAGGAAAAUUGAUCAAAAUUGGUAUGAGGGAGAGCACUACGGAAGAGUGGGCAUUUUUCCCAUCUCAUACGUAGAGAAACUCAUCCCUCCUGAAAAAGCACAGCCUGCAAGACCACCUCCCCCAGCCCAGCCUGGAGAAAUCGGAGAAGCUAUAGCCAAAUAUAAUUUCAAUGCAGACACAAAUGUGGAGCUGUCACUGAGGAAGGGAGAUAGAGUUAUUCUUCUUAAAAGAGUUGAUCAAAACUGGUAUGAAGGUAAAAUUCCAGGAACCAACAGACAAGGCAUCUUCCCUGUUUCCUACGUAGAAGUCAUCAAGAAGAAUGCAAAAGGGGCUGAGGAUUACCCUGACCCUCCAAUGCCCCACAGCUAUUCCAGUGAUAGAAUUCACAGCUUAGGUUCAAAUAAGCCACAGCGUCCUGUGUUUACUCAUGAAAACAUUCAAGGUGGGGGGGAACCGUUUCAGGCUCUGUAUAACUAUACUCCUAGGAACGAAGAUGAGCUGGAGCUCAGAGAAAGUGAUGUCAUUGAUGUGAUGGAAAAGUGUGAUGAUGGAUGGUUUGUGGGAACCUCAAGAAGAACCAAGUUCUUUGGUACUUUUCCGGGAAACUAUGUCAAGAGGCUGUGAAUCACUCUCCCUCCUUAUUUAGGCCACAUUUCAGCAGCACAUCAGCAUAAACUUGCCUGAACCAUCCCCGCAGGCAUCCCAGUGUCAUGCCUUACGGUUUCCGAUAGCCAUCGCCAUCUCCACCUGCCACCAAACCACCAGCAGAGGAACUGCCACCGUGAGCCUUGGGAAGACACGGCAGACUUGCUUCCACAUGCAAGUGCAUAUCCCCGCUUUCUGCUCCAAACUUUGAAAUGUCAAUAUGUGGGAUCAGAAAGAAAAUUAUUAUACUUAAAAAGGGUAAAAUAUUUGAGGCAAAAACAGAAAGUGCCUCCAGGAGGCUCUCUGGUCUCAUGGUUGUAUUUCAACAUCUCUGAAAGAUGUUCUCCCCUCAGGCAACCAGAAGAUUGUUUAUUAUGAAAUGCUGUGGUUUGCAUUUUCACAUUCUUAGCUGAGCAGUCUAUUUUUCUUUCACGAGUUUGCCUAGUGUCCUGGUUUACACAAUAUGACAACUGUACUUCAGCUACUAUUUGCCUGCACUUAUGUGUCGUGAUAUGCACAGUGAUUACAAAAUCUACAGCGAGAGUAGGAAAGUUAAUUUGGAAGAAUGUGAUUUUGUUCAUUGAAUGUGAGUUUUCACAUAGGAGUCUUUUCCUACAAUUUCUUUGUACUUUUUAGAAGUGCAAACAGUGAGUGAGAGCUGUUGGUAAUAAUCAUAAGAAAACAAGAGGUUUAGCUAGUCUAUGGAAAAAAAACUAUUGUGUUGUAAAGUUGCAUUGCUAUUUUAUAUUAAAAUGUAAUAAUCAGCAUCAUGAACAAUGAGCUCUUAGUGUUUUAUUUAUCUGAUAAAAUUUAAAUAAAAACAGUGUUAGUGAGAGGUGCAAAGAAUUAUUCUAACAUAGACACUUGAAAGUAUCUGUAAGCAAUAUUCCUAGGUAGGAUUUCACUGUGUGUACGCAUACACAUUUGAGAUUAUAUAAGAAUAUAUAGUCCAUAUGAUAUGUUGUACAUUUUAUGGACAUGUAAAAGAAUCCCACACAUUAUUUUAUAGAAAUAGAGUACUUCAGAAGCAUCAUAAGUAUUAAGGCUGGUUUUAGCAAGGAUUAUGAUCAAUACAAUUAUUUUUACUAUGAUGAUUAUUUUUCUUCUAUGGAACUCAGAAUCCUGGCUACAUUUGAGGACAGGAAUAUGUUGAGCCUGAUUUUCCUGGUGUGUGUAAUAUAUUUCCUAGAAAUAAAUUAGGCACUUUUUAGUGAUGAUGUUAAAUCAUUCAGGUUAUAUUUUCUGCCCCGAAGCAGAAAUUUACAAAAUGAUAUUGGAGCCUGAAAGAUUUAAUAUGGUUAACAGUGCCUGAAUUACACAUACCCCAAGAACUAGCUUUGUAUUUCUUAUGACUUUGCAUAAGAACUAUUCAUCUUUGGAUCUUGAGCACCUUAUAGAAAAAACUUUUUAUGGCAUUUCUUCUGUGGACAGUGAUUGACCUUUUCACAAUGUACGUAGACGCUAGAAUUUUGUACAUAUGUUUGCUCUUUUUUUGUACAGACUAUUUAGUUGUUGAGAAAACAGGGGAAUUUCCUAAUUUGGUCUUUAUCCUGCACUUAAAUUAAGCUAAAACACUUUCACCAGAUUAUCCUUUACAAAUUUCAGAUAUCACAAGCACGCCUUGAUAGUGCGAUUCUGUAAGAUAGCACUUAUGCAAAAGUUUAUGAAUUAAAAGAUCUUAGCAGCCAAACUGAAAUGUACAUAAAUACUGACUACAGAAGAAUUUUAUUAGGAAGAAGGUACAGAAAAAUCUUUGAGUAGCCUACCUUGAUUACUGUUAAGUUCAGAACCAGCUUUAUAUUUUAAAGGCUUUGGGUUUGAAAUUAAGUCAACUGCAUGCAGCUUUACAGAUAAAAAAAAUAACUCUUUGAUGCCAUUUAUGAGAAAAAACUUCAAUAUCUGUUGCCUGUCAUAUUUACGAAAUAUUACUGUUUCUACUCUCUGUAUCUGAUUUUAAAAUUAAAAACAUUCAUACCCAG
Molecule: messenger RNA, 5900 nt
Organism: Cynocephalus volans (Philippine flying lemur)
Lineage: Eukaryota; Metazoa; Chordata; Mammalia; Dermoptera; Cynocephalidae
Gene: SORBS2
Product: sorbin and SH3 domain containing 2
Exons: 24
Coding region: 1-3900 (1299 amino acids)
Biological process (GO): Notch signaling pathway
Cellular component (GO): plasma membrane; dendrite; neuronal cell body
Molecular function (GO): protein binding
Source: RefSeq, a predicted model, not a curated record